AACAAACAAAUACUAGUCACCGUCACGUUCGCUAGAGCAGAGCACGCGCCCACAAAUACGAGUAAAUUUCCACGCUGCGAUUCUGCGAACAAGAAACCCCCACACUUCUCCCGUUCUCCUGGAGGAAGACGACACCCAAAAACUAAGAUUGGGUAGCAAUCGCUUCAAAGAAGCCAAGAGCGAGUCCACUUCGUAAUUCGUCACCUCUGCUGAAAAUUUCACAACACGGCGAAGGAGUCCUUCUUGAGACGGAGGAGCAGCAGCGACAGCGACAGCCAUAGUGAGAAAUUGCAAGAUGGAGGUAUCACUGCCAUUGCUGAUCGGCGUCGUCCUCGCCUUCCUCCUGCUCUUCGUCCUCGUCAACAUCAAGAACUCAUGCCGCUCCUGGUGGCCUCCGCCGGAGAAGGAGAAGAAGAAGCUGCGGCUGCCGCCGGGGCCGUGGCAGCUGCCGCUCGUCGGGAGCCUGCACCACGUCCUGCUGUCGCGCCACGCCGACCUGCCACACAGGGCGCUGCGCGAGCUCGCCGGCAAGUACGGCCCGCUCAUGAUGCUCCGCUUCGGUGCCGUGCCGACGCUCGUCGUGUCGUCGGCCGAGGCCGCCAGGGAGGUGCUCAAGACGUACGACGCCGCCUUCGCCAGCCGCUACCUCACGCCGACCCUGGCCGUCCUCAGCCGCGGCGGCCGCGACAUCCUCUUCUCCCCCUACUGCGACCUGUGGCGCCAGCUCCGGAGGAUCUGCGUGCACGAGCUCCUCAGCGCGCGCCGCGUCCAGUCGCUCCGCCACGGGCGCGAGGACGAGGCGGCGCGCCUCGUCCGCUCCGUCGCCGCCGAGUGCGCCGCCCGCGGCGGCGCAGCCGUUGUCAACGUCGGCGAGCUGAUCUCCCGCGCGGUGAACGACUCCGUCGUGCGAUCCGCCGUCGGCGCCCGGUCGGCGCGGCGCGACGAGUUCGUGCGCGAGCUCGACGAGUCGGUGAGGCUCUCCGGCGGGUUCAACCUGGCCGACCUGUACCCGUCGUCGUGGCUGGCGCGCCGGCUCAGCGGCGCGAUGCGGGAGACGGAGCGGUGCAAUCGGAGCUUGAUGGCCAUCAUGGACGACAUCAUCCGGGAGCACGGCGACGGCGAGGAAGACCUCCUCGGCGUACUCCUCAGAUUGCAGAGGAACGGCGAUGUGCAGUGUCCCCUCACCACCGAUUUGAUCACUAACGUCGUCUUGGACAUGUUUGCGGCUGGGAGUGAAACCUCGUCUACGACACUUGAGUGGGCCUUAACAGAGCUAGUAAGGAACCCACACAUCAUGGAAAAGGCCCAAUCAGAGGUGCGGGAGAUAUUUAGGGGAGAAAACAAGCUAACAGAGGAAAUGAUGGACAAGCUAAGCUACCUCCGCUUGGUGAUUCGGGAAACACUCCGACUACAUUUACCGGUACCAUUCCUUCUUCCUAGGCAGUGCCGUGAGCCAUGCUCGGUUAUGGGCUAUGACAUACCAGUGGGAACUAAAGUGCUUGUGAACGCUUGGGCCAUAGCUAGGGACAAUCAGUAUUGGGAUGAUCCCGAGGUAUUCAAACCAGAAAGGUUCGAGAACAAUCGUGUCGACUUUAAGGGUAUAGAUUUCGAGUUCAUUCCUUUCGGUGCUGGGAGGAGGAUAUGCCCUGGGAUUGCACUUGGGCUUGCCAAUAUAGAGCUCAUGCUUGCCAGCCUCCUAUACCAUUUUGACUGGGAGUUCCUCGAUCGAGACAGGAAUGACGAGAUUGACUUGUCCGAGACAUUUGGUAUCACUGCAAAGAGGAAGUCGAAGCUCAUGGUGUAUGCUACACAACGUAUUCCAUGUUUGGGUUAACUGUUUUGUGUAUGUGAACUCUUGCAUAACUAGGCACGUUCUCCAUGCUCUUAUGGCUCCUCUUUAUCUGGUAGACUAAACUUAAUUCUCUGGUUACUUAUAGAUAAUGUCACCCUAGGGUGAGUGAUGUGAAAUGUAUUGAUUUGAACUAGAUAGUACCAAAAAUAUGUAAUUUUGAUAUAUGAUAAAAGUGUGCACCAUUUUAUGAUGACAAUUAAUUAUUUUGUAAGUAUACCUCUCUCCGAAUAAAUCUAAACCUGUGUAAAUUAGUA
Messenger RNA from Oryza sativa Japonica Group (Japanese rice), 2106 nucleotides. Its product is annotated as zealexin A1 synthase. The record is from RefSeq and is a predicted model, not a curated record. NCBI's taxonomy places the organism in Eukaryota, Viridiplantae, Streptophyta, Magnoliopsida, Poales, Poaceae. Gene Ontology annotation, molecular function: monooxygenase activity; heme binding; iron ion binding.